This is a messenger RNA of Rasamsonia emersonii CBS 393.64, 1341 nucleotides long. RefSeq names its product Phosphoprotein phosphatase. The transcript has 3 exons. The record is from RefSeq and is a predicted model, not a curated record. Gene Ontology annotation, molecular function: protein serine/threonine phosphatase activity. NCBI's taxonomy places the organism in Eukaryota, Fungi, Ascomycota, Eurotiomycetes, Eurotiales, Trichocomaceae. Gene Ontology annotation, cellular component: nucleus; cytoplasm. Bases 1 to 1341 code for a protein of 446 amino acids. Gene Ontology annotation, biological process: double-strand break repair via homologous recombination; peptidyl-serine dephosphorylation.
AUGAGUGACCUCGACAAAGCCAUCGCACAGCUGCGAGCCUGUCGACCGAUCCCCGAAGCCCAGGUUCGCGAGCUCUGCUACAAGGCACGAGAACUUCUGAUCGAGGAAGGAAACGUGGUCUCCGUGGAUGCUCCUGUCACGAUAUGCGGCGAUAUUCAUGGCCAGUUCCACGACUUGAUGGAACUCUUCCGGGUUGGCGGUGACGUCCCCGAUACCAACUACCUUUUCAUGGGCGACUUCGUUGACCGGGGCUUCUAUUCGCUUGAGUCGUUCCUCCUGCUCCUGUGCCUCAAAGUGCGCUACCCGGAUCGCAUCACCUUGAUACGGGGAAACCAUGAAUCGAGACAGAUCACGACGGUGUAUGGCUUCUAUGACGAGUGUAUCCGCAAAUAUGGGAGCGCCAACGUGUGGCGAUACUGCUGCGAGGUGUUUGAUUAUCUGGCGUUGGGGGCUUUGGUCCUUGGUGCAAGCUCCGAGCUUGAGCCUACGACGACAGGGUUGAACGACUCGCAGAUGCCUGUCGAGGAUGGGGAGCUAGAGACGGAGGUGUUGAACGCAAAGGGAGAGGUCACCAUGACUACAUACCGGAGGAGACAACGGUCUUCAUCCGAUGCCUCGAACGAUACCCGAGACAUUUCACCACCACGAGAUAUUUCGGCACCACGAAGCGAGACACCGUCGCGACCUGGACCGGCCGGAACAGGAGCUUCAGGAAACAGUUCGGGAAGCCUGAUGACCACGACCGGGGCUGUUCUCUGUGUUCACGGCGGGCUGUCUCCAUUGGUUGACAGCGUCGAUAAGAUCAGGCUCAUAGACCGCAAGCAGGAAGUGCCUCAUGAAGGAGCCAUGUGCGAUCUUCUGUGGUCUGAUCCCGACGAGAUCGAAGGGUGGGGGUUGAGUCCUCGAGGCGCAGGGUUCCUAUUUGGCGGCGAUAUCGUGAAACACUUCAACUACAAGAACGACCUCUCCCUGAUUGCGCGAGCACACCAGCUGGUCAUGGAAGGAUACAAAGAGAUGUUCGACGGCGGGAUCGUAACGGUCUGGUCGGCCCCGAACUACUGCUACCGAUGCGGCAACGUGGCUGCCAUCCUCGAACUAGGCGAAGACGCCAGCAACGGGGGCACGAUCGCACGGAGCAAUGGAGAUUACUUACGGAGUAACGGCGUACUACGGCAUGACGGGGUAAGGAAUAAACAGAUCAUCGGACCGGGACGGCGAUACCGGGUAUUUGAAGCCGCCGCUCAGGAUACGAGAGGCAUGCCGGCGAAGAAGCCGGUAGCCGAUUAUUUUCUGGGAAGAGAAAUAGGAAAAAAUAAACGGUUCCAAAAGGAAAAUACAUAA